AUGGCGAACACCGCCCUCAUUCCCUUCCUGGUCACGAUGAUGCUCGUGACCGGGGUGUGCAACACCAUUCUGAACAAGUACCAGGAUAUGCAAUGUGUUCGGAACUGCGACUCCCCCGACCGCAGUCAGUGGAAGCUGUUCGAACAGCCGGUCAUUCAGACGGCGCAGAUGUUCGUCGGUGAAAUGGGCUGCUGGCUUGUGCUCGGGCUAUCCAUCCUGUACCGCCGGUACAUCGCACCGCGUCUCUCCCGCGAGCCCGAGCCACUUCUCGCGGGCGGAUAUCGUCCUGUGAAUGGCGAGGAUGAGUCGUUCGAAGAUGAUGAAGACCACGCGGUUGACGGGCCCGAGGCCGCGCGCAGGGACGCCACCAAACCGUUCCCAGAAGACGACACCCGCAUCCCGCUGCGCGGGUGGAGGAUCUUGCUCCUGGCCGCGCCGUCCUGCUGCGACAUUACAGGCACGACGCUUAUGAACGUCGGGCUUCUUUUCGUGGCGGCGAGCAUCUACCAGAUGACGCGUGGGGCCCUUGUUUUGUUUGUCGGUCUGUUCAGCGUGCUCUUCCUCCGCCGCAAGCUCUAUCUCUACCAAUGGUCUGCGCUGUUCGUGGUCGUCCUCGGCGUGGCUCUGGUCGGUCUCGCUGGUGCACUCUUUGGUGGCGAGUCGGGCCAUGACCUCACUCAGGAGGAUGGUGCCUCGCGCAUGAUGCUGCGUGCACGUGCCAUCGCCGGUACUCCGGAGGCAGUGCAGACGGUCGUCGGCGUGCUGCUUAUCGCCGCCGCCCAGAUCUUCACUGCCUCGCAGUUUGUUCUCGAGGAAUGGAUCCUGGAGAACUACGAAAUGGAACCCAUCCAGGUCGUGGGCUGGGAAGGCGUGUUCGGGUUCUCGGUCACUCUCGUCGGCAUGAUCAUUUUGUAUCUGGCUGUUGGGCGGACGGCGGCUGGCCGCUACGGCUACUUCGACAUGAAAGAAGGAUGGCAUCAGAUGAUUAGCCACCGAGCCGUGGCUGUAUCCAGUAUUCUUAUCAUGAUCAGCAUUGGUGGAUUCAACUUCUUUGGCCUAUCCGUCACCCGCUCUGUCUCUGCCACCUCUCGCAGCACCAUCGACACCUGCCGCACGCUCUUCAUCUGGCUGGUCUCCCUCGGCCUGGGCUGGGAGUCCUUCAAGUGGCUGCAAGUCGUGGGUUUUGCGCUCCUCGUUUACGGAACCUUCUUGUUCAAUGACAUCGUCCGCCCCCCGCUCAAAGCUUGCUUGCCCCGUGAACGGCGCGAGGGCGAACUACUGCUUCCCGAGGAGCCGAUUGAGCAUCUCUAA
Messenger RNA from Penicillium alfredii, 1311 nucleotides. Its product is annotated as putative nucleotide-sugar transporter. The transcript is spliced from 4 exons. Lineage: Eukaryota; Fungi; Ascomycota; Eurotiomycetes; Eurotiales; Aspergillaceae. The record is from RefSeq and is a predicted model, not a curated record. Gene Ontology annotation, cellular component: intracellular membrane-bounded organelle; Golgi membrane. The coding region runs from base 1 to 1311 and encodes 436 amino acids. Gene Ontology annotation, biological process: pyrimidine nucleotide-sugar transmembrane transport. Gene Ontology annotation, molecular function: pyrimidine nucleotide-sugar transmembrane transporter activity.